CCCUUUAUAUCUGUGGGUUUCCUUACUGAGCGUAAGUUCUCGUGCGCUUUUACGCAGAGCAGCCUGGAUCAUCCGAGCGCGCGGUGUCCGCCACACAGUCUCUAGUCCCCCACACAGUCUCUAGUCCACCAUGGCUCUCCGACCCUCCCAGCUCAUCCCUGCGGCUGUGCUGCUUAUACUGCCGAUCAUCGGGAUCCUGCUGGUGGUCCUUCCGGCUAAAGACAUAGAGGAACCACCGGCGAACACGUAUGGGAUUGUUCUGGAUGCAGGCUCAUCCCACACCUCUAUGUACGUCUACAAAUGGUUGGCUGACAAGCAAAAUGGCACUGGUAUAGUUACGCAGCACAGCGAGUGUCAUGCAGCAGGUGGAGGAAUAUCCAGCUAUGCAGGAGUUCGCGGUGGUGCAGCAAAAAGUCUGGAGGCCUGUCUGAACCAUGCUAUGAAGGAAAUCCCCAAAUCCAGGCACCAGAAAGCUCCACUCUAUCUGGGAGCUACUGCAGGCAUGAGGCUCUUGAACAAAGUCAAUGCUACAGAGUCCAGACGAGUACUGAAGGAAGUGGAGAACAAACUGCGUUCUUACCCUUUCAAAUUCAAAGAGGCAGCCAUCCUGAGUGGACAGGAGGAGGGGGCAUAUGGUUGGGUCACAGUCAACUACUUACUUGAAAACUUUGUCAAGUAUGGUUUUGUCGGGCGCUGGCUGAAUCCAGGCAGGGAGACAAUUGGAGCUUUGGAUUUGGGUGGAGCUUCCACACAGAUAACUUUUGAGACCUCCGAAGAGGUGGAAGACAAGGACAAUGUGAUAGAGCUGGAGCUUUAUGGACGAAGCUACAGGCUAUACACCCAGAGCUUCCUGUGCUAUGGUCAGGACCAGUUCCUGCGGAAACUGCUGGCUCAUCUUAUCACGGCCCAAGGUGUAAAACCCCAAGUGUUCCAUCCCUGUUAUCCAAAAGAGUUCAACAUAUCUAUUAAGCUGGGGGAGGAUGUCUUUCAUUCUCCCUGUACUAAUGGCUCCAGACUGACCAAGUUUAACCCCCAGAUGUCUGUAUCAGUGGUGGGCACAGGAGAAUACCAGAACUGCCUGAACAACAUAACAGAGAUGUUCCCCUUCGACCACUGCUCUUACUCCAAGUGCUCCUUUGAUGGGGUCUUCCAGCCCAAUGUGAGCGGAAGCUUCAUGGCUUUCUCUGCUUUCUACUUCACACAUAGCUACCUCAACCACCUCACCAACAUCCCCAUCAAGUCCCCAAGUCAAAUGAAGGAGGCAAUUCGACGUGUCUGCAACAUGAGCAUCUUUGAGAUGACAGAAAAGACAAAGCAGAAAGAGAAAUACAUGAAGAAUGUCUGCGCCAUCUCCAAUUUUGUCCAGGUCCUCUUACUGCAAGGCUACCGUUUUGACGAGGACUCUCUUCCUUCCAUUUCUUUUCAGAAAAAGGCAGGAGGAGCAUCCGUGGGCUGGGCGUUGGGGUACAUGCUGAGUCUGAGCAAUAUGGUUCCAGCAGAGAGCCUUGGUUUGAAGAAGGCGCUGCCCCCAGGGACCUGGGCUGGCAUUCUCUUCCUCUUCAUUGCCCUCCUCCUCAUUGCCCUGGGAUAUUUACUGAUGAUCUACAGAAAUGCUAAAACUAAAGAAGGCAUGGUGUAAGAGGGAGGCUGACACACCUACCGGUCCAGUUCAUAUUACUCAUGUCCGUCCAAAACUUUCUGUUAAUUGUGGAAAAAAAAUUGCAAAAUCAUUCUGAAUUUUUUGUUGCACUAUUGUGUGUAUGUAAGAGAAAUCACCAAAGGACUAAAAUAUUGCCUGCACAGUUUUCUUAUCAAAUUUAUAACCCUUCUGCUUGCUUGUGUAUGUAAAUUUAAACUACAGAAUAAGCAAUGUUUUUUGUAAAUGUUUCAGAUCUAUUAUUACAUCCACCUAAAGGAGCAGUGUGAAGCAUUUAGUGGUAGGUUGCAAGUUACAACCAACUGAAUAACCUUCCAUCACCUCCCCUUGUGAGGGUGUAGGGAACUUAUGUCCUGUUUCCACCAAGCAGGUCAGUUCAGUUCAGUACACAUUUUUCUUCCGUUUACAGUGUGAAAAGUUGUGGAUGGUACCGAUAGAACCGCCUACCGUCCCACUCUUUGUCACCCCUCAUUUGAGAUACCUAGCACACAGAUCCAGUACUAAAAUGUUGAGGUGAAACACUACAUUCUAUUGACUGGUCAGUAGAGAAUCAACAUGCUGUGUUCAGGGCUGAGCUGUGGCUUCUUUAACCACUGUUUAUACUGUGACAAGUUUUUCAUACAUCAGUAAACUAUAUAAAAUAAAAUAAUGUUUCACA
Molecule: messenger RNA, 2315 nt
Organism: Plectropomus leopardus (leopard coralgrouper)
Lineage: Eukaryota; Metazoa; Chordata; Actinopteri; Perciformes; Serranidae
Product: ectonucleoside triphosphate diphosphohydrolase 2-like
Biological process (GO): nucleoside diphosphate catabolic process
Cellular component (GO): plasma membrane
Molecular function (GO): ribonucleoside triphosphate phosphatase activity; UDP phosphatase activity; GDP phosphatase activity
Source: RefSeq, a predicted model, not a curated record